This is a messenger RNA of Daphnia pulex (common water flea), 471 nucleotides long. RefSeq lists its product as uncharacterized. The transcript has 2 exons. Lineage: Eukaryota; Metazoa; Arthropoda; Branchiopoda; Diplostraca; Daphniidae. The coding region runs from base 6 to 464 and encodes 152 amino acids. The record is from RefSeq and is a predicted model, not a curated record.
UAAAGAUGUGCCUCGCUUUUAAAACUUUGAAUGGUCUAGAGUUUUGUUACAAGUUUUUGUCAACGCUGAUUUGUGUUGCAGGUGCGGAUAUGAAGACUGUGACUCUACAAACUAUGGUUAUAUGGCCUCUACCAAUGACUUUGAGAGGCUAUACCCUCGGUGACUUUUUGGCAGAGUAUUUGGCGGACGAGAACAUUAAAGACUGGGAGUGUUUUAAAUAUGCUCAUGGAGAAGCCGUCAUGAAGAAGACUGUUGUGUCGUGGCCUCGUGUCUUUGUGAUUUGUCUCCAACGCUUUUCCAACGGCGAGAAAAAUGAGGCGCCCCUUUGCUUUACGGAAGUUUGGCAGUCCGCUGAGAAGGAAAUUGAGCCGGACCACGAAUACCUUUUGCAAGCUGUCGUGACUCAUCUUGGCGAAUACAAGUGUAGCAGCAACUGCUGCACUUGGAGACGAACAGUGAAGUAAUGAAAGA